CCUUUACAAUGUUUUCAUAAAUAAUAACCUAUAUAUCUGUAUAUAUUUCUUGGCUCUUGUAUACUUUCAAAUUCAAAGUUCUUAAGUUCAAAAGCUGGAUUAAUUUAUAAGAAAAGAAAUUAACAUUAUGAGUUGCAAUUCUGAUGAUGACGAUAUUCCUCAGCUUUCUAUUGAAACUUUUGCUGUUUUACAAGAGUUCUAUAAGGAACAAGAGGAGAGAGAGUUAAUGAGAAAAAAUGUUGAUUCUGACACAAACAUUCAAGAGAAUUGGCAACUUAGUCAAUUUUGGUAUGAUCAUGAAACUAUUGAAAAGUUAACAAGUAUAAUCUUGAAAUCUGUUGGACACCAGGGUAAAAUCGCAUUGAUAUCAUGUCCUUCUAUAUAUCCAAUGCUUGCGUCAAAAAUUGGAGAAAAUGGUGAAGUGGAAAUAUAUGAAUAUGACAGAAGGUUUUCAAUAUAUGGCAACAACUUUAAAUUUUAUGACUAUAAUAAGCCGUUAGAAGUUCCAGAAAACAGAACUUCAUAUUACGAUUUGGUUAUAGCAGAUCCUCCAUUUUUAUCUGAAGAGUGCUUAUCAAAAACAGCGGAUACUAUCAAAUGUAUAGCGAGAAACAAAAUCAUUUUAUGUACAGGUGCUGUAAUGGCCCCAAUAGCUGAAAAACUUUUAAAUCUGAAGAAAACCGAUUUUGAACCUAGACAUAAAAAUAAUUUAGCUAAUGAAUUUGGUUGUUUUACAAACUUUGAUAUAAAUGUUAUGUGAAUUUCAUUUUA
Harmonia axyridis is the source of this 771-nucleotide messenger RNA. Its product is annotated as EEF1A lysine methyltransferase 1. Gene Ontology annotation, biological process: methylation. NCBI's taxonomy places the organism in Eukaryota, Metazoa, Arthropoda, Insecta, Coleoptera, Coccinellidae. Gene Ontology annotation, molecular function: nucleic acid binding; protein-lysine N-methyltransferase activity. The transcript is spliced from 4 exons. The coding region runs from base 128 to 760 and encodes 210 amino acids. The record is from RefSeq and is a predicted model, not a curated record.